Messenger RNA from Centropristis striata (black sea bass), 1541 nucleotides. RefSeq names its product deoxyribonuclease gamma-like. The record is from RefSeq and is a predicted model, not a curated record. The coding region runs from base 595 to 1344 and encodes 249 amino acids. Gene Ontology annotation, biological process: DNA catabolic process. NCBI's taxonomy places the organism in Eukaryota, Metazoa, Chordata, Actinopteri, Perciformes, Serranidae. The transcript is spliced from 11 exons. Gene Ontology annotation, molecular function: DNA nuclease activity. Gene Ontology annotation, cellular component: nucleus.
GCAGCACUGUCCUGCGGCUGUAGAGCGGGCGGUACGAAGGAGAGUGUCCGCAUUCCUGCCUCUGAUCCCGGCUACUGCCCGGAGGAAGGGCCGCCUCUAUAUAAGGGCAUGCAGUGAUCCGGGAGGACGACAGGGGGCGAAAUCCUGAUUUCCCCGCAGGACCUGAACGCCGCAGAGCUGAAGGGCGCGGCUUACCUGACAGGAAGGUGCUGCAGGAUGGGCGGAGCGUGAUAUGGCACACGGCAGGUAGACAGGUAGGCAGGUAGAGAGAGCCUCCACCCUAAUCAUAACCCAGCAGGAAGCCGAACCGCAGCACCGAGACCAGAACCUCUAGACCCCCCGGACCCUCCGCUCACCUGCACAGUUUCACCAUGAGGUGGCGCUCUCCUCCCCUCCUCCUCCCCCUCCCCCCUCCCCCUCCUCCUUCUCCUCGCCUGCCUCAGCCUGCAGCUCGGAGCAGCUUCAGCUUCAGGAAUCAAGAUCUGCGCUCACAACGUACAAAAGUUCAACUCAGUCAAAGCUGCAAACUCCAGAGUACUACACACUCUGACACGGAUUGUGGCUCGCUGUGACAUCACUCUCCUGCAGGAAGUGAUGGACUCUGGCGCCAUCAGAACUCUGCUGGCGUCUCUCAACAGGUACAGGCCGACUGAUGACAGGUAUGACGACUACACCUACCAGGAGGUGAGCAGUAAGAGUCUGGGCAACUCUCCCAACAACAUGCAGCACUACGUUUUCAUCUACAGGAAGGAGACAGUGAAGGUGGUGGGGCAGCAUCAGUACCAGAAGAAACAAACCUUCGUCAGAGAGCCUUUCGCCGUUCAGUUCCAGAGCGAAAAGACUGCUAUCAAGAAGUUCGUUCUGGUGGCUCUGCACACUGAGCCCAGUCAGGUCGUGAAGGAGAUCGACUGGCUCUACGACGUCUUCGAGGAAGUCAGCAAGAAAUGGAAGAACCCGCAUGUGAUGUUUCUGGGAGACUUCCACGCCGGCUGUGCCCACCUGAACAGAGCCAACAAGAAAAGCAUCCGAAUAUUCACCAACUCCAGUUUUUCCUGGCUGAUAGGAGACAAAGUGGACACGACCGUCAGUGAGGAGACCAGCUGUCCUUAUGACAGAAUCGUGGUGCAUGGUGAACGUUUCCUGAAGACCAUCACUCCGUACUCUGCUGGAGUCUUCAACUAUAUCAAAGACUUCAAACUCUCCAGGACCAAGGCGCAGGAGUUAAGUGACCACAUGCCUGUGCAGGUGAAGCUGAAGAGCUCCGCCCUUCUCCUGCAGGCCACGCCCCUCAUGAUCCUCAUCUGCGUCUCUGCGAUCGUGCAGUCCUUCCUGUCGGCUCUGUGAUCCUCUGCUUCAGUCUCAGGGAGUAACUACUUUUUAAUCCAGAGUCUGUUCACCUGCACAUCCGUACACUGUUAAAUAAAGCCGAUCAAAGAACAAUAGAUCCAUCAGUCCACCAGGAUUAUUGUGACCAAAGUAAACAUCACUGAGCCGUCUUGAGCCGUCUUGAGCCGUGACAUCGUCCCACCAGUCUGUGAACC